CCGGGAGCGGAGCGCCUGAAGAGGAGCGCCCGACAGCAGCGCACACCCAUCGGCUCUGAGGCGGAGGUGGAAGACGGCAGGAGAGGAGCGACAGACAAACAAACCGGGAGGAGACAGACUCGUAAACAACAUCCGAGAUGGCAUCAGCCAGAGAUCCAGGGACGGGCCAGGAGCAGAAGGAUGCCGCCGACCAAAACUUUGACUACAUGUUUAAGCUGCUGAUCAUUGGCAACAGCAGCGUGGGAAAGACCUCCUUCCUGUUCCGCUACGCAGACGACUCCUUCACCUCAGCCUUCGUCAGCACGGUGGGCAUCGACUUCAAAGUCAAGACCAUCUACAGGAACGACAAGCGGGUCAAACUUCAGAUCUGGGACACAGCCGGGCAGGAGCGGUACCGGACCAUCACCACAGCGUACUACAGAGGAGCCAUGGGGUUCCUGCUGAUGUACGACAUCACAAGCCAGGAGUCGUUCUGUGCUGUACAGGACUGGGCAACCCAGAUCAAGACAUACUCGUGGGGGAACGCACAAGUAGCGCUGGUUGGUAAUAAACUGGACCUGGAAGAUGAUAGGCAGGUCCCCACUGAAGAUGCCCAGCGACUGUCUACAGAGCUUGGCUUCCAGUUCUUCGAGGCCAGUGCCAAAGACAACAUCAACGUGAAGCAGGUUUUUGACAAGCUGGUGGACGCCAUCUGUGAGAAGAUGAACGAGAGCCCCAACGGUGAGGCCAGUCCGUCGACCAUCAACAAGGGAACCGACCUGAAGGAGACGCCCAGCAGCAGCCAGGGCGGCUGCGCAUGCUGAUAGCUGGAAAUUCAUAGAACGCGUGUUCCAUACUCACAGUCAACGAUCUCUCAUUGUGAAUGUACUUUAUCAUUAUGUUACUGCUAUUCUAUCACGGAUGCUUGGCUUCCCUUGUUUAUCAUUUGAUCUUUUCACCCGACUCGGUGGCGACUCUUCAUUGUAAUUUGAAUGCGACUGUUACGCUGAGAUGCCAAAGAGCUGCUGUGCCUUCUGCCCGACACCUCUGCUUUACUCCCUCUAGUCUAGUGGGUGAACAGCACCUGUUGCAGGCGAGGACUUGAACGAGCGGCGUUGCAAACAGGUCGGCAUGGAAUGGAAAUCACUGUGAUUUACUUUAAUCAUGCUGCCCCCCUGUGGGUGUUGCAUGAAAAUACAUCACUGUGACUCCGUAACUGCACACUGUGUAUCCUGAGAAUCUGCCCCCCUGUGUGAUCCUGCUGAGGACGAAAAGGCUCACUAACUGUUCGGUCCAAAGUCGAACGUACCUGAAGGUUGAGCUCAUACAUACCUUGAUGGUGCUGCGUCAUUCCAGAUCCAUCCGUGUGCGCCGUCCUGUUUUGGAGGGAUGAUCUCAUUUGCUUUUAAUUUAUAGUUUCCUAUGUGUGUGUGUGGGUUUUUUUUUUCUUGUUUUAAUCGUUAAUGCUUGUUCAAUAUUUCAUUUUCCAAGUUUAUCGUGUCCCUCUAAAAUUUGAGAUUAAACGAUGUGGCUCAAUA
This is a messenger RNA of Acanthopagrus latus (yellowfin seabream), 1517 nucleotides long. Its product is annotated as ras-related protein Rab-3D-like. The record is from RefSeq and is a predicted model, not a curated record. Gene Ontology annotation, biological process: protein localization to plasma membrane; protein secretion; regulation of exocytosis. The coding region runs from base 138 to 803 and encodes 221 amino acids. Gene Ontology annotation, cellular component: endosome; plasma membrane; synaptic vesicle. Gene Ontology annotation, molecular function: GTP binding; GTPase activity. The transcript has 5 exons. NCBI's taxonomy places the organism in Eukaryota, Metazoa, Chordata, Actinopteri, Spariformes, Sparidae.